AUGCGGCCGCGCGGGGGAGGGGCUGGGGACGGCACGGACGGCGCCCGCGGUGGCACCGGCACCUCCCGCGGGGACGAGUCCGGCGGUGGUGGCAUCUCCAGCGGUGGUGGCAUCUCCAACGGUGGCAUCUCCCAUGGGGACAUCUCCAACAGUGACAUUUCCCAUGGUGGUGGCAUCUCCCAUGGCUUCGGUUCCCACGGUGGCACCUGCGACAGUGACGUCUCCAGCAGUGGUGGCAUCUCCCAUGGGGACGUCUCCAAGGGUGACAUCUCCCACGGUGGUGGCAUCUCCCAUGGCUUCAGUUCCCACGGUGGCACCUGUGACAGUGACAUGUCCAACAGUGGUGACAUCUCCCAUGGGGACAUCUCCAGCGGGGACAUCUCCAGCGGUGGUGGCAUCUCCCAUGGCUUCGGUUCCCACGGUGGCACCUGCGACAGUGACGUCUCCAACAGUGGUGGCACCUCCCAUGGUGGCAUCUCCCACAGGGACAUCUCCAACAGUGGUGGCACCUCCCAUGGUGGCAUCUCCCAUAAGGACAUCUCCAACAGUGGUGGCAUCUCCAAUGGUGGCAUCUCCCACAGGGACAUUUCCCACGGUGGUGGCAUCUCCCAUGGCUUCGGUUCCCAUGGUGGCACCUGUGACAGUGACGUCUCCAGCAGUGGUGACAUCUCCCACGGUGGUGGCAUCUCCAACGCUGGCAUCUCCCAUGGGGACAUCUCCAACAGUGGUGGCACCUCCCAUGGUGGCAUCUCCCAUAAGGACACCUCCCACGGUGGUGGCAUCUCCCACGGUGGCACCUCCCACAGGGACAUUUCCCACACAGGUGGCACCUCCCACGGUGCCAUCUCCUCUCGUGGUGACUCUCCCUCGGGUGGCUUCUGCCGUGGUGGCAUCUCCCAGAAGAGUGACGACUCGCACGGUGACGUCACCCACAGCGGUGGCAUCUCCGAUGGCGGUGGCACCUCUUGUGCCAUCACCUGCCACGGUGGCGCGUCCCACGGUGGCAUCUCCAGUGGUGGCAUCUCCCGGGGUGACAUCAGCCACAAUGGCGUUUUCCACGGUGGUGGCACCUCUGACGUCAUGACCCCCCAUGACGGCACCUCCCAUGGUGGUGGCAUCUCCAAGAGUGACAUCACCAACCGUGGUGGCAUCUCCAACGGUGGCAUCUACAAUGGUGACAUCUCCAAUGGUGGCAUCUCCAAUGGUGGCAUCUCCAAUGGUGGCAUCUCCAACAGUGACAUCUACAAUGGUGACAUCUCCAAUGGUGGCAUCUCCAAUGGUGACAUCUCCAAUGGUGGCAUCUACAACGGUGGCAUCUCCAAUGGUGACAUCUCCAACGGUGGCAUCUCCAAGAGUGACAUCUACAAUGGUGGCAUCUCCAAUGGUGGCAUCUCCUACGGGGACUCCUCCCAGGGUGGUGCCACCUCCCUCAGUGACACCUCCCACCAUGGUGGCUUCUCCAACAGGGACAUCUCCCGUGGUGGCACCUCCAACAGGGACAUCUCUGACAGUGGUGGCACCUCCCGUGGUGGCACCUCCCAUGGUGGCACCUCCAACAGGGACAUCUCCCAUGGUGGCAUCUCCCAUGGCUUUGGCACCUCCCAUGGUGGUGCCACCCCCCAUGGUGACAUCUCCCAUGAUGGUGCCACCUCUCAUGAUGGUGACACCUCGGACAAUGACAUCUCCCGGGGCUUUGGCAUCUCCCACGAUGGUGGCACUUCCCAUGAUGGCGCCACCUCCCACGGUGACAUCUCCCAUGGUGACACCUCCCAUGGUGGUGCCACCUCCCAUAAUGGCAUCACCUCCCAUGGCUUUGUCACCUCCUGUGGUGGUGACAACUCCCAUGAUGAUGACACCUCCCAUGGUGGCGCCACCUCCCUUGGGGACAUCUCCCAUGGUGACACCUCCCAUGGCUUUGGCAUCUCUCAUGGUGCCACCUCCCACGGCGUUGUCACCUCCCAUGAUGGCACCACCUCCCAUGGUGACACCUCCCAUGAUGAUGACACCUCCCAUGGUGGUGCCACCUCCCAUGGUUUUGGCAUCUCUCAUGGUGACAUCUCCCAUGGUGCCACCUCCCAUGGUGACAUCUCCCGUGGUGGUGCCACCUGCCAUGGUGCCACCUCCCGUGGUGACAUCUCCCAUGGUGCCACCUGCCAUGGUGCCACCUCCCGUGGCUUCGUCACCUCCCGUGGUGGUGCCACCUCCCGCCGCGCCGCCGCGCCGCCGCGUCCCCUCCUUCUCCCGCCGCCCCUCCGUCCGCGCCGCGUCCCCGCGCUCCUCCUCCUCCUCCUCCUCCUCCUCCUCCGCUGUCCCCCGCUCUCGGUGGCCGCCACCUUCAGGGUGGGCGUCCUGGGCCCCUGGGGCUGCGACCCCCUGCUGGCGCGGGCGCGGCCGGACGUGGCCUCCAGCCUGGCGGUGGCGCGGCUCAACCGCGACCCGGCGCUGGCCGCCGGCUACUGGUGGGACGCCGUGGUGCUGCCCGAGGCCUGCGCCGCGCCCCAGGCCGUGGCCGGCGUGGUCGGCGCCGAGCGCCGCGCCAGCGCCAUCGUGGGCCCGCUGAACCCCGCGGCCUGCGGCGCCGCCGGGCUGCUGGCCGCCGCCUGGAACAAGCCCCUGGUGUCCUGGGCGUGCGGCGCGGCCGGAGCGGUCACUCUGGUCAAGCCGCUGCCCGCUCCGGCCGGCGUGCUGCACGCCGUGCUGCGCUACUUCCGCUGGGCGCACGUGGCCGUGGUGGCCGCCCCGCAGGACCUGUGGGUGGACACCGGGCAGGAGCUGGCCGCCGAGCUGAGGGCCCGGGGGCUGCCGGUCACCGUGGUGGCCGUGGCCGGAGAGGACGAGGAGGAGGCCGAGGAGGCGCUGAGGAGGGUGCAGAGGGCGGACGGGGUGCGAGUGGUGGUCAUGUGCAUGCACUCCGUGCUCCUGGGCGGGCGGGAGCAGAAGGUUCUCCUGGAGAAGGCCGAGGACCUGGGCAUGACGGACGGGACCUUCGUCUUCAUCCCGUACGACGCGCUGACCUUCGCGCUGCCCUACCGCCGCGUGCCCUACCCGGUGCUGGCCAACAACACCAAGCUGCGCCUGGCCUACGACGCCGUGCUCACCAUCACCAUCGACUCGCCCGACGCCUCCUUCCACGAGGCCCUGGAGGAGGCCAAGAAGGCCUACGAGGUCCCCGCGAACCUCGACCCCGCAGAGGUCCACCCGCUCUUCUCCACCAUCUACAACUCCAUCUACUUCCUGGCCACGGCGGUGGAGGCCACGCGCCGCAGCGGCCGCUGGGUGAUGGGCACCAGCGUGGCCGACCACGCCCGCGACUUCCAGCUCCGGGGCUUCUGCCAGACCUUCACCGUGGACGAGGACGGCGACGUCUCGGUGCCCUACGUGGUGCUGGACACGGACGGCAAGGGCCACCACCUGUGGGCGGUCUACGGGCUGGAGCCGGGCACGCGCGGCCUCAGCUACCGCAGCCACAGCCCCCACUGGCCGCACAGCGCCAGCCCGGCCACCGACGCCGGCUGCUGGUUCGACUCCGGCGCCAUCUGCAACGGCGGGAUGGACGCCGGCUUCGUCUUCUUCCUCUUCCUCCUCAUCGCCGCCCUCAUCGCGGCCGGCGCCGCCCUCGCCUGCCACAUCAGGCGCCGCCUCCAGCAGGCGCAGCUCAUGAAGGGCCCCAACAAAAUCAUCCUGACCAUGGAGGACCUGACCUUCAUCAACACCCGGAGCAGCAAACAGGUGGACAGCAGCCAGGCCAGCCUGGCCGGCCAGAGCGGGGGGGACGCGCGGAGCGUCCGCAGCGCCGCCCCCGGCCCCGACACCACCAACGUGGCCGUGGCCGAGGUGAGAGAGACCCCCCUGGCCCCGCCCCCCGGCAGCAGCAACCUGCCCCUGCUGCUGCUCUUGUUUAACCAGCAGGGCCUUGUCGCCUCCGUGCAGGGCGACUGGGUGUGGCUGAAGAAGUUCCCGGGGGAGCAGCACACGGAGGUGAAAGCGGCCACCAAGCUGGCCUUCUGCAAGCUGCGGGACCUGCGGCACGAGAACGUGAACCUGUUCCUGGGCUUCUUCCACGACUGCGGCAUCUUCGCCAUCGUGUCGGAGCACUGCUCGCGCGGCAGCCUCGAGGACCUGCUGCGCAACGAGGACAUGAAGCUCGACUGGAUGUUCAAGUCCUCCCUCCUCAUCGACCUCAUCAAGGGCGUGCGGUACCUGCACCACCGCGACGUCGUGCACGGGCGCCUCAAGUCGCGCAACUGCGUGGUGGACGGGCGCUUCGUGCUCAAGGUCACCGACCACGGCUACAACCAACUGCUGGAGGCGCAGCGCGUCCCGGCCCCGCCCCCACAGCCCCACGAGCGGCUGUGGACGGCGCCGGAGCUGCUGCGGGACGAGGCCCUGGAGCGGCGCGGCUCCUUCCGGGGGGACGUCUACGGCAUCGGCAUCAUCAUGCAGGAGGUGAUCUGCAGGAGCCCCCCGUACUGCAUGCUGGGGCUGCCCCCCGAAGAGAUCAUCGAGAAGGUGCAGCGCCCGCCCCCCCUGUGCCGCCCCACGGUCUCGGCCGACCAGGCCCCGCUCGAGUGCAUCCACCUGAUGAAGGAGUGCUGGAGCGAGCAGCCCGAGAAGAGACCCACCAUCGACCAGGUGUUCGACCAGUUCAAGGGCAUCAACAAGGGCCGCAAGACCAACAUCAUCGACUCGAUGCUGCGCAUGCUGGAGCAGUACAGCAGCAACCUGGAGGACCUGAUCCGCGAGAGGACCGAGGAGCUGGAGAUCGAGAAGCAGAAGACCGACAAGCUCCUGACCCAGAUGCUGCCGCCGUCGGUGGCCGAGGCGCUGAAGAUGGGGACGCCGGUGGAGCCCGAGUACUUCGAGGAGGUGACGCUGUACUUCAGCGACAUCGUGGGCUUCACCACCAUCUCGGCCAUGAGCGAGCCCAUCGAGGUGGUGGACCUCCUCAACGACCUCUACACCCUCUUCGACGCCAUCAUCGGCUCCCACGACGUCUACAAGGUGGAGACCAUCGGCGACGCCUACAUGGUGGCCUCGGGGCUGCCCAAGCGCAACGGCAACCGGCACGCCGGCGAGAUCGCCAACAUGUCCCUGGACAUCCUCAGCUCCGUCGGCACCUUCAAGAUGCGCCACAUGCCCGAGGUGCCCGUGCGCAUCCGCAUCGGGCUGCACUCGGGGCCGUGCGUGGCGGGCGUGGUGGGGCUGACGAUGCCGCGGUACUGCCUGUUCGGGGACACCGUCAACACGGCGUCACGCAUGGAGUCCACCGGGCUGCCCUAUCGCAUCCACGUGAACCAGCGCACGGUCGCCAUCCUGCUCUCGCUGCAGGAGGGAUUCAAGGUCGACAUCCGCGGCAAGACCGAGCUCAAGGGUAAAGGUGUGGAGGACACCUAUUGGCUCGUGGGCCGCGAGGGAUUCACCAAACCCAUCCCCACCCCCCCCGACCUCCUGCCGGGGGCGAGCAACCACGGGAUCAGCCUGGACGAGAUCCCGGCCGAGCGGCGCCGGAAGCUGGAGAAGGCGCGGCCGGGGCAGGUGCUGAAAUAG
Messenger RNA from Vidua chalybeata, 5547 nucleotides. RefSeq names its product retinal guanylyl cyclase 1-like. The record is from RefSeq and is a predicted model, not a curated record. Lineage: Eukaryota; Metazoa; Chordata; Aves; Passeriformes; Viduidae. Gene Ontology annotation, biological process: intracellular signal transduction; receptor guanylyl cyclase signaling pathway; protein phosphorylation. Gene Ontology annotation, molecular function: ATP binding; guanylate cyclase activity; peptide receptor activity.